AUUAAAAUUUGACUCCUUUCAUUCAUCGGCUUCAAUUCAUUGGUGACUGAAUCAGGCUACAGAUUCUGUCACAGAAAAUAAACUGAGUCCGAAAUGGCUUCCAGCGACGGAGACGGCGGCGGCCCGAGCAUCAGUAGUAGCAAUACAGUAUCAUCGUCGUCGGUGAAAUUCGGGACGGCGGAGGCUCUGGAGCAUGUGCGGAAGCUCACUGACGUGGGAGCCAUGACCCGUCUCCUCCAUGAAUGCAUAGCCUACCAGCGAGCCCUUGAUCUGGAAUUGGACUCCCUCCUCUCCCAGCGUCCCGACCUCGACCGUCAGCUCUCUGCUCUCAACAAGUCCGCCGACGUCCUCCACAUUGUCAAGGCCGAUUCCGACCACCUGCUCUCCAAUGUCCGCUCCACCUCCCACCUCGCUGAUCACGUCAGCGCCAAAGUCCGUCAGCUGGAUCUCGCCCAAUCCCGCGUUUCUGACACGCUCCUCCGCAUUGACGCCAUUGUACACCGCUCUCACUGCCUUGAUGGUGUCCACAAGGCCCUUCAGUCGGACGAUUUUGAGUCUGCAGCUAAUUACGUCCAGACGUUCCUUCAGAUUGAUGCCAAGUUCAAGGACUCCGCUGCGUCCGAUCAGCGUAGUCAGUUGCUCGCCGCCAAUAAGCAGCUUCAAGGGAUAGUCCGGAAACGUUUAUCUGCGGCUGUCGAUCAGCGGGACCAUCCAACCAUUCUCAGAUUCAUCAAGCUCUACCCGCCUCUGGGACUGGAGGAAGAAGGGUUGCAGGCUUAUGUCAAUUACCUGAAGAAGGUGAUUUCUAUGAGAUCUAGGAUGGAGUUUGACCAAUUGGUUGAGCUGAUGAAGGAGCAAUCCCAAUCCGAUUCCAAUUCUGGUCGGGUAAAUUUCAUAGCUUGCUUGACGAAUUUGUUUAAAGACAUUGUGUUGGCUAUUGAAGAGAACAAUGAGAUUUUAAGGAACUUGUGCGGAGAAGAUGGGAUUGUUUACGCCAUAUGUGAGCUUCAAGAAGAGUGCGAUUCUCGGGGCUCUUUGAUUAUGAAUAAGUAUAUGGAUUACAGAAAGUUAGCCAAAUUGACUUCUGAUAUUAAUUCUUACAAGAGCAAUUUGCUCUCGGCAGUGGCCGAAGGACCUGAUCCUAGAGAGGUUGAACUGUAUCUGGAAGAAAUUUUGUCCUUGACACAGUUGGCAGAGGAUUACACUGAGUACAUGGUCUCGAAGAUUAGGGCAUUGAGCUCUGUCGAUCCUGAAUUGGUUCCCCGCGCCACUAAGGCUUUUAGGAGUGGGAAUUUGAGUAGGGUUGUUCAAGAUAUCAUGGGCUAUUAUGUGAUAUUGGAGGGGUUUUUCAUGGUUGAAAAUGUGAGGAAAGCCAUCAGCAUUGAUGAGCACGUGUUUGAUAGUCUUACUACGUCUAUGGUGGAUGAUGUCUUCUAUGUUCUUCAGAGUUGUUGCAGGAGGUCUAUUUCCACCUCCAACAUUAACUCUGUAAUUGCAGUUUUAAGUAAUGCAGUGAGCUUGUUGGGCAGUGAGUACAACGAGGCCUUGCAGCAGAAAAUGAGAGAACCUAAUCUUGGAGCUAAGCUUUUCUUAGGUGGUUCUGCUGUUCAGAAGACUGGUUCUGAGAUUGCAACGGCUCUAAAUGACAUGGAUGUGAGUAGUGAGUAUGCUCUCAAACUGAGACACGAGAUUGAAGAGCAGUGUGCAGAGGUAUUUCCCGCUCCAGCCGAUAGAGAGAGAGUUAAGUCCUGCUUAUCUGAAUUGAAUGAGAUGAGCAACACUUUCAAGAAGGUGUUGAAUAUGGGAAUGGAGCAACUUGUAGCAACAGUUGCGCCAAGAGUUCGACCGGUAUUAGAUAACGUGGCAACAAUCAGCUAUGAGUUAUCUGAGGCUGAAUAUGCUGAUAAUGAGGUGAAUGACCCUUGGGUUCAACGGCUUCUUCAUGCCGUUGAGGCCAAUGUAGCGUGGCUUCAACCCUUAAUGACCACCAACAAUUAUGACAUGUUUGUACAUCUUAUUAUUGAUUUCAUUGUGAAAAGACUUGAAGUGAUCAUGAUGCAAAAGAGAUUCAGUCAGCUAGGAGGACUUCAACUUGACCGAGAUGCUAGGGCCCUAGUCAGCCAUUUCUCUAGCAUGACCCAAAGGACUGUCAGAGACAAAUUUGCUCGCCUAACUCAGAUGGCUACCAUCUUGAAUCUGGAAAAGGUCUCCGAGAUCCUAGAUUUCUGGGGUGAAAACUCUGGACCCAUGACCUGGAGACUAACACCGGCUGAGGUCAGAAGAGUAUUGGGUCUGAGGAUAGACUUUAAACCUGAAGCAAUUGCUGCUUUGAGGUUGUAGUCACAUUUGUUUCUGCAUGUUUUGUUUGAUAUCUAUAUCAUUGCUCCCUUUCCUUCUUCCUUUUUCUUUUUUCACAUUUUUGUUUGGGGGUUAAUCUCUGUUUAUAAUGAGACCUCAUCCUAUAUAAAGAUGAACUGAUCAUGAUUCAUUUAUAUUCUGUUUUAUUAGUCUGUUAUCAGUACAGUGCUAUUUUUCCUAUUUUUAAUUAA
Coffea eugenioides is the source of this 2549-nucleotide messenger RNA. Its product is annotated as conserved oligomeric Golgi complex subunit 4. The transcript has 2 exons. Bases 94 to 2340 code for a protein of 748 amino acids. The record is from RefSeq and is a predicted model, not a curated record. NCBI's taxonomy places the organism in Eukaryota, Viridiplantae, Streptophyta, Magnoliopsida, Gentianales, Rubiaceae.